This is a messenger RNA of Dicrocoelium dendriticum, 201 nucleotides long. The record is from the annotation of a GenBank genome assembly. Lineage: Eukaryota; Metazoa; Platyhelminthes; Trematoda; Plagiorchiida; Dicrocoeliidae.
AUGUCAUUCAAGAUGCGUUCCCUUGGAAGAGCGGCCGCAGAUUUAGUAACUUUACAGCAUAUAACGUUACUAUCCUUGAAAGAGUCGGUACGACGAGGAGAUUUUGCCUCACGUGCCUUGGAUUCGACAUCUAUACCAGAUAUUUUCACCAUUGGCCAAGCGACUGUCCUUGUCUUUACAAACGAGGUCGAAGCUACCGUA